AUGGAUUCUCCAGCAUCAAGGCUACUUCCAACUGAAACGCCCAAUGUUGGCGGAAAUGAAUUUGGUGAUCUUGAUGACCUUUUCGAUUAUGAUGCUGGAGAUACGAAUGAUCCAUUCAGCGAAAAUUACGUCGUUCCCGGAAGUAAAGAUAAAGAAAAGGGCAAGGAAUCAGCAAGCAAUAAAAAAACUGGUGCAGGAUUGGGUAUUGAUGAGGAGAUCGAAGUCACCAAAAAGCCUAGAGUCCCUCGAGUGAAACUUGAUGAGCACAAACUUCUAUCUUCUGCAGGAAUACCAAAAUUACGAAAAAAGGCCGCAGAUCAUUUGAAGUUCAAGGGCAAAGGCCAUGAGUACUCCGAUGCGGCCCGACUCCUUGCAUUUUACCAACUCUGGCUCGACGACCUAUUCCCAAAGGCUAAGUUUUCUGACGCAUUAGCCAUGGUUGAAAAGCUAGGUCACAAAAAAAUGAUACAAUCUGCGAGAAUGGACUGGAUUAAUGAGGGGAAACCCAAAUAUUCGGAGCAUGAAGAAUCCCUGUUUGACGAACCAGGACUUCCUCCACGGAGUGAUAAUGAGCGGGGAAGAACGGCAUCAAGGAUAGCACCGAUUUUUGAAAAUGCAGUGCCUACACGCCCCAGAACACCGGUCCUAAAUCAAGAUCCGGACUUCGAUGAUAUGUAUGAUGCUACUCCAAGGAUCUUGCGACAACAACCAGUCGCACAGUCGGCUUCGGUGUUUGGUGGAGGUGAUAAUAGUUUAUUGGGUCCUCAGAAGGUCACCGCAACUGAAGAAGAUGCGCCGCCAGACGAUGACCUGGAAGCAUUACUAGCAGAAGCAGAACAGGAAGGUGGCAACGAAGAAAUGCUAGACGAUGAUCUUGAAGCGCUGCUGGCAGUGGAGAACGACAUGAAUGCCCCUGCUCGCCUUGCAAAACAUCACACAGAGAAAUCCGCACAAGCGGACGUCGAUGAUAUGGAUGCUAUAGAAGCUAUGGCUGAUAUGGAUUUUGACAUGGACAUGGACGGAGGAUGGUAA
Messenger RNA from Sclerotinia sclerotiorum 1980 UF-70, 1032 nucleotides. RefSeq lists its product as hypothetical. The record is from RefSeq and is a predicted model, not a curated record. The transcript is spliced from 3 exons. Gene Ontology annotation, molecular function: DNA binding. The coding region runs from base 1 to 1032 and encodes 343 amino acids. NCBI's taxonomy places the organism in Eukaryota, Fungi, Ascomycota, Leotiomycetes, Helotiales, Sclerotiniaceae. Gene Ontology annotation, cellular component: replication fork protection complex; nucleus. Gene Ontology annotation, biological process: replication fork processing; replication fork arrest; DNA damage response.